AUGGAUACACAGCCCAAAAAUCAGAAUUGUCAAUCUGAUGAAGCUCCCCCAAAAUAUGGUUUUGAUUGCCUGCCUCAAGAAAUUGUCCUUGACAUUGCUUCCAGGCUUCCCAUAACAUCUUUACUUCAAUUCACCUUUGUUCGCAAAUCGUUUUACAACUUGUCUCAUGAUCCAGAGCUUGUGAAUUUGCACCUGUCUCGUGCAGUAAAGAACGAUCCUUGCAUUAUUAUUAACGCGGAUUAUCAAUGUUACUUUCUUAAAUUGUCUGAUCAUGGUAUUAUGGAAGAAGAGGUUGUGAGGGAAAUCAACACCCUUUUUGUAGACUCUACGCCAGAGUUCGACAUGGUUGGUUCAUGUAAUGGAUUAUUGUGCGUACGUGAUACUAUGUUUAGUAAUUCACUUUAUGUGUACAAUCCUUUUACAAGGGCCUACAAAGAGUUGCCUAUAUCACUAAAAGGUCACGGGCUAGGAUCGGUUUCUGGGUUUGAUUUUCAUCCUGUUAUCAAAAAGUACAAGUUGAUCAAAAUCAGGGAACCUUACCCCAAUCCAAAUCGUAUUUCAGAUGUUGAAGUAUAUACUCUUGGUAGCAACAGAUGGAAAAGUUUUGGAGAAGUUGUUUAUCGUUUUGAUCCGAUUUCUCGAGGAAUUAUGUUAAAUGAGAAAAUGCAUUGGUUUACUGAAUGUGAAAGGUAUAAUGGAUAUUGUUAUGGGCUUAUCGUUUCCUUUGAUUUUGCUGAUGAGGCAUUUGGAGAGGUACCAACAGUUGAUUUUGGUGUAAACCUUAAUAUUAGCGAGUUUCAACUAGUAGUUCUUGGAGAUUGUCUUGCUGUUGCUCUAUCUUUGCCUGACUAUAAAGGGAGAGGGUCUAAAAUUUGGGUAAUGACAAAUUACAGUGUGAAAGAGUCUUGGAUGAAGGAGUUUAUAAUUGGAGCUUAUACACCAACUCCAAAUUUUAUCACACAACAUAUGCAACCAUUGGUGAAAGUUUUAUGUUUGCUGAAGAAUGGAGAAAUAUUGCUUGAGUACAAAGAUGAAAAUCUUGUUUCAUAUGAUCCUGAAAAUGGUGUCUUUAGGAAACUAAGGUUUGAGGGGAUGCCUUAUUUUUUCCAGACGAUUGAUAUCCCACCUGCAGAUCUUUUACAGAAUUAG
Messenger RNA from Lycium ferocissimum, 1149 nucleotides. RefSeq names its product F-box protein At3g07870-like. The record is from RefSeq and is a predicted model, not a curated record. Lineage: Eukaryota; Viridiplantae; Streptophyta; Magnoliopsida; Solanales; Solanaceae. Gene Ontology annotation, molecular function: protein binding. The transcript has a single exon. Bases 1 to 1149 code for a protein of 382 amino acids.